Scomber scombrus (Atlantic mackerel) is the source of this 6497-nucleotide messenger RNA. Its product is annotated as protein SSUH2 homolog. Gene Ontology annotation, molecular function: heat shock protein binding. The coding region runs from base 83 to 1153 and encodes 356 amino acids. The record is from RefSeq and is a predicted model, not a curated record. The transcript is spliced from 12 exons. Lineage: Eukaryota; Metazoa; Chordata; Actinopteri; Scombriformes; Scombridae.
CAAUAGUUUAUAGUGGUUGUGUGUAGGGCACGGAGAGAUUGUCUGGAUUUAGUGAAAAACGAGUUGAUCAAACAGCUGCAGGAUGAACAGCGCAGCGGCGUACCCCCCUCCCUCCGCCCCCCCGGCCAACAUGUUUGGCAACGUGCCCGGCUAUGAAGACAUCAUGUCAGGAGGAGGAGGUUACCUGCCCCCUCCCAUGCCCCUCGAGCCUAUAGCCCCGCCCCAACCAGGCCCCACACCUGACAACUGGAACAUCCCGUCUAUGUCUGAGGAUGAGGCCCGUGAGGCAUUCAAGAGCUAUGUGUCAGCUCAAUGCUGCUAUAGAAGCGGUCCUGCUGAAGAUGGAGUCAUCACCAACACGGAGCCAUCCAACACGUACAGGUACCGGCUGGAGACGUUCACCGAGUCCAGGUUGACUGAGUGGGCCACCAAACCUCAUGAAGGUGAGCCGGCUGACUUCUACACUGAGACCGCCCCCCGGCCCUGGGAGGUUCAGGCCACGCCUCCCAACCUCUUCACCAAUCACACACAGGAGAUCCGUGUGCCCUACACCGCCUCCAUAAAGGACUGCCACAGCUGCCAUGCCACAGGGACGAUGCCGUGUGAGGAGUGCCAUGGAAAUGGAUAUAAACAAUGCUGGGUGUGUAACGGCAGUGGGUCGAAGUCUGACGAGAACUGCAGCCACUGUAAUGGUACUGGCAAAGACAGAUGUUCAGAGUGCAAUUCCCAUGGAACGAAGGAUUGUGAAACUUGUAAAGGAAAACGACAACUGCUGACCUACAUCAAGCUCAAAGUGGAGUGGACUAACAAUAUGGAGGACCACGUGGUGGAGCAGAACUCUGGUCUGACGGCUGAUCUUAAAUCAGUGACUGGAAAGGAGCUGUUCAAGAACAGCCAGUACCUGCUCUACCCAUUAAUCGGGUUCCCAAACCCGGUUAUCGCUGAAGCUUCUCAGCGUCUGGUCACAGAGCACCAAAGCAAGUACGCCCAGAAUUCCAGGAUCCUGCAGCAGAGGCAGACAGUCGAGUUGAUCCCCAUCACUAAAGUGAACUACAAGUGGAAAGGUGACUCCUACACCUACUAUGUCUAUGGCAACGAGCGCCAAGUCAGUGCCGACGAUUACCCGGCGACUUGCUGCUGUGUCAUCAUGUAAACACACAGCUCACCUCAGCUGUUACUCUCAUUAUUGUUUCUCUUUUGAAAAAUCACCCCUCCCCCCAGGGCAACUUUUAACCAAUCCCUGCAUCAAUCAAGAUGCAAAAAAAAAAGGUUCAAUCAGGAGAAUGAUUGCAACCACUCAAACAUAUAUAUCAUUAUAUAUAUAUAAAUAUAUCAAUCUUACCUGCUUUCAGGAGCAGCUAUAACAUGUUAAUCCAUUGGUUCCCAAAUGCUGGAGUCCUACCUGUGUAGUAAGUUAUACUUUCUACAGCAUACAUACAGAUAUACAUAGACAUUAAUAUCUCCACAGCUACUGGAUGGAUUGCCAUGAAGUUUAGUACAUACAUUCAUGUCCCAUUAAGGAUGAAUUAUAAUCACUUUGGUGAUCAUUUGACUUUUAAGAUGGGGCCAUCAUCAUUUCAAAAUUAUAAUUUGGCCAAUACUUUGGUUUAUACCUUGGCAAAUACCUGCAAAAACACAGACAUUCCUCACAGUCUCAGCUGCACUUUGUGUUUAGUGCUAAUUAGCAAAUGUUAGCAUGUUAAUAUGCAAAACUACAGACAGUGAACAUGGUCAACAUUAUACCUGGUAAACAACAACAUGGUAUCAUUGUCAUUGUGAGAAUAUUAGCAUGCUGACUUUAGCAUUUAGCUCAAACCACGACUGUGCCUCAGAACAGCCUCACAGAGCAGUAGGGCCCUACUGUAACUCCACCCAUUUGGGAAUCAGUGCCUCAAACAAGUGUUAUGGGGGUUACUUUCACCUGAACCAACACCUAAACCAACCCUGACACUGAAGCAGUCACCUCCUGCUGCGCACUUAGAAAAAGACACCCUGGAGGGAAUGGAUAUAUGUGUUUGUCUUUGUGUUCCCAGAAACUAUUGCUCAGUUCUGGCUCUCUACCUCCGGUUAAAGUGCUGUGAUGCUCCAUCAGGCGUCCCAAUGACAGAAAAUGAUGGAACUGUACUCUGUCAUAUCAAGAAUUAAAUUUGAACUAGAUUAAUUUGUAUUUAUUGACAUCAAGAACUGAACUAGAAUUUUAACUUUAUAAAAUCUUGUCCCUUAUGUAAAGGGGGGAAAAAAGUAAGUUCAACCAGCCAACUGUAGUCUCCUCUGUGUGUCUGUGUGGACGCUUGACAGUGCAUCAUGUCUCUGACUCUAUGAACACUUACCAAAGGCAGUUUUCUAUUACAAAACACUUUUCCUCAACAGUUUACUGAAAACACAUGCCAGUGUGUCAAUUGAUGUCCUCAGUAUUGCAAGGAAACCUCAUAUAACCUCAAGAACAAAAAAGUCCAUCUGACUUCCUUUUGAGGCCUUAACCUUUUAUAAGAAGCCGUGGAGCUGCCAGAAACAGAAUAAAGAGCAGCAGGGAAAAACAGGAAAUAUGAGAUUUUCUUCUGACUGAAGUGAAUACAGUAUGUGUGUUAUAUAACACUUUACCUGUGUGUAAUGGGAUAGCAGAGGAGGGUUAGGGGUUUGAAUCUGAAAUAUUGUUAAUAGAAUAAGAACAGACUCUGUUUCACUUGGUUCCUACUUCGGUUCUUCUUCUGUGGUUUAAUGUUACAUAAAGGUCAAAACCACUUCAAUGUUUAAACUGUGGAGAACUGAGGUUUGUGACUCCAGACACAAAAUAAGUCCCAGUUUUUUUGUUUUUCCUGAGGAAGUGGCUAUUGGCACAGUUUCCUCCGUGUCAAUGGUCCAUUUACUUUUGGUAUGGAAGUAUUACCCAUGCACAUCAGUAUUGAUUGUGCAAGACUACGUGAUCGUAUCCAAAUUGUUCCAAAAUGGAGGAAUAUUUUUAUUUGUAGGUGAUAUGUCAAUCCUCCCCAUGGUUUGGGUUAAAUUGGUUAGCUUUAGUGACAUAAACCACUUGGUUAGGGUUAGUGAAAGAUCAUGGUUUGUGUUAAAAGAGUAAAAUACAGGAAAACAGAAAAAAGUGCUGUUUAAUGUCACUAAAAAGCCAGAUGACAGUCAGAAUGUCCAGUAAAAACCUGCCAUUUAACGACACUUAAAUGCCAGAUGGGAUGGUGGAAAAUGUCCAGUUAGUGGUUUACAAGAGGUUUUGCAAUAAAUUCCAGAAACCCACUCUGUACCACCAGAACAAACCACUAUCAGCACGGAAAACCAGUCCGGACCAAAAGCCUGUAGACUACUGGCAUGGGAUCCCAUUCUGUGUUAGUAGUCGGUAAAUUAUAGCUGUAGCCAGUGGCAGUUAUUAUAAUGGUUAGCUUUAGCGACGUAAGCCACUUAGUUAGGGAAAGAUCAUGGUUUGGGUUAAAACAGUAAAAAACAGUAAAAAUGUGCUGAUCAACAGCACUAAAAAGCCUAACAUGACGGUCAGAAUGUCCAAUUACAAAAAUGUGCCUUUUAACGAAACUAAAAUGCCAGAUGAGAUGGUAAAAAAAUGUCUCCAAGAGAUCCAGCAGUAAAUUCUGGAAACCUAUUCUGUAGCACCAGAAAGAAAUUACUAUCAGCGCGAAAAACAGCCUGUGGACUACUGGCAAUGGGUCCUGUUCUGUGUCAGUAGUCGGUAAAUUAUAACUGUAGCUGGUGCCUUUUCUUAAGGCCCAGUCAGACAGAAAAUUCAUCCUUGCAUCUUUAUUAAAAUUAAGUAUCUAUGAGCUUGGUGAUGUAGUGACUCCACACAGGACUAGCUGGUGAACUGUAUCUGCCAGCUCACUGCUAAUAUGCCAGCCAACCAGAAAAAUGCAUGCACUAUUUAUAUGCUUUAGUCUGUGCUGUUUGCUCCUCCUUCAUUCAUUAAAUAAAGGGUUAUUGAAACAUUAACUUAGUCGUUAGGGAGAUGAUAAGCUCACAGUUGAUUUGAGAGAUGUGUUUGUAGUAUCAUGUCUCUGUUAUGGAGCAGUUUACACCCUGACAGCACAGAUACAGAUUAAAGAAAAUAAGAGGGUGACACACAGCUGAUACAGCUGAGUUAACUUCCUUUAUUUUGGACUCUGUGGCUGGUCAAAGUUCACCAAAGUCAAAUGUUAAGUGGAAAAACAGAUUACCUAAACCACUGGUCACGUAAAAUUAGUUCAUUUCUAUAAAUUCACUCAGUAGAUUAACAAAAAUGUAGGUGUUUUAAAUUCUUAUGCGACUGGACAUUACAGUUCAGUAAACGUCUGGCAGGCUGAAUGAAACUUAUUAGUGUGAUUUCUGUGUUGAAAGACAAAUCCAUUAUGUUCUGUGGGAAACAAAAAGUGUGACAUGAUGUUUUUCACAUUCAGUUGUAAUGAUAGCAAACAAAAAGUGUUAAAACAGUGUUCCUUAAUGUUUAAUCUUGCUGCUUUUUAAGAACUAAUGACAUCAUCGCUUCAACAUAUCAACAUGAUAAAUGUUUGUAUUAUUGCCAAACUAAACUUUCAUAUUUCCUGUUUUGCAUGAAGUGAAUUUAAGCCUGAAUGCUUGCUUCUUCCUCACCGUGGCUCUCAGCCUAUUAGCUGGUAGAAAGAAAGAAAGAAGGAAGGAAGGAAGGAAGAUGGAAUAAUGGCUGUGGCCAUCAGAAGGGAGUUGCUGAAAAAUUGGGUGCAGCUGGAGCAAUCCUGCAGCAACCACAAACUGAUGGUGUCCUGUGCCAACCUUGAAUCUAAAUAUGUUAAUAAGUCUUUUAUGCCUUGAGCUGAGACAAUUUUAAAAAACCUUUAGCCUUAUAAAAAGUCUUUCAAUGAACAAUGCUGUUUUUGUUGGAUCUCAAAAAGGUUCUUGGAGAUUCAUGUUUUCUACCUGACAACAGCAGUUUUAAACAGCUUUGACAUUAAAACUCAGUAGAAUGUAAAAGUGGAUUACAGCCUUAUUAAUCUGGUCGAAGUCACAGAUAUAUGGAGCAUAAACGCAAUUAAAGACCUACUGAGGUCAAAGCAUUUCUAAUAUUUAAAGGGCUAAUUCAGAUAUUUCCUUACCGUCAGAUGUCUAGGUCGCAAGGAUUCCUGAAGCUGCAGCUAACAGAAACAACAAUGCAACAUUAAACCAGACUAAAACUAUUACUAUAAACGGGCACUUUAGCGUGCGUUUUGGCUCCCAAGAGGGCACCUUAGCACGCGUUUUGACUCCCAAGAGGGCACCUUAGCACGCGUUUUGACUCCCAAGAGGGCACCUUAGCAUGCGUUUUUCAUCAAUUGGGCAAUGUGGGGGGGGCGACUGCUUGAAAACAAAGUGGAAUAUGAACAUUGGUGCAAUAUAAUCUCAGACUCAUCUGGGUAUUGUUCUAUGCAAAAUAUAUGCUUAUAAAAAAUGUUCACAUUGUAAUUUUAACUCUGUGAAGAUGCCCAGAAACACCUCUUUAGAUCUGUACACAGGGAAGGGUGGAUGGUUUGAACAUAUGCAUCUCCCAAAUCUCUGACUUUGCACAUCAAACCAAAAGACUGGUUGAUACAACUUCCUGUCGGGUGUUUGGUUUUCCCCCAAAGUGGAAAUGAAACUGUUACAGACUACUCCACCCAAAAGAAAAAAUAUAGACAGAAUGGGCGUAUGUACAUAUGUAUAACCACAACAUCCUGACCGCAGCAAUGUGUGACUCCGAUACAUAUUUAAUUCAUUAGAAACAUAAAUACAACCAUGAAAUGUCCAGCUGCAUUAAAGUUAUAAAAAAUUAUAUAACCUGAUCGUCUCCUCUUGAUUCUUUGCACACAAAAGUUGUUUUAAAAAAUCAGUAAUUUCACACUAGUUUCACACUCACAGUUUCAUCACAUCAGGGCAAAAAUAUUUAAUCCGUCCUUUAAAACUGUCUUCCUGCAGUACAGCGGAUCUCCUGUAGAGGGCGAUCUGUGUCGGACUCAGGUGUUUAACAGACUCUGCUGCCCCCUGUGGGCUGCCCUUAGUACAACCAGACGUCUGUGCCAAAUAGGACGAAGCCACUUCAUUUUUACAAGUUUUACUGUUAACAUUCAAACGGCCGUACAUGUUUGUUUGUUUUUUCACAUUUAAAUGUAUUUGAUAAAACAACCAAUCUCACAGUCUGCAUAUCAUAAUGUCCAUGUUGUCUGUUGUUUUUCUUUUUUCUUCUUACAGUUGUUUUUAGUUAGUUUGUUUUUUUUCUUUUUUUAUCAGGGUGAAUGUUUAAUUAGUUGACUGUUAAUUCUCUGACAUUUGAUUUUGAACACAUUAAACAUCAACACGUUUAUUGUUUCAUGCUGAAGUGAUGCUGCUCGAACAUAAUUAACUUAGACUUGAGAAUGUCCCUUUUAUUUGCAGUGAAAAUGGCUUUUAACAGCAUUGUGACUAACAAAUAUGUCUGCUGGUAACCACAUGGACCUGAUAAUGUCAUUACCCUGUAUAGUGCUUGUUAAUACUCUGUUGUCAGAUUAUACAUUGUAUGUGACUGUUAAAAGCUACAA